UGUAAGUCCAAUAGUAAUAUAUGAGCCCAGAUGAGGGUCCAGUUCUAAAAACAGACCCAGCCCAAUACAUGUGAAUCAUCGUGUCCAAAUUUGCUCACAUAGUUAACCCAACUCUGAUCUGAGGACCAUCCCUAAACCCUAAACCACUCUGCAGGUGUUUUAAGUAUCAACGCGCAAGCGACUGUGGCCUGUGGGAGAAGGAGGUGGUUGUCAGAUCGCUAAACAUUAACAAUGAGACCCCCAAGAGGCGGUCGGGGCGGCGGAUUCAGGGGGGGUCGUGAUGGUGGCCGUGGAAGAGGUGGUCGUUUUGGCGGCGGCAGGAGCGGUGGCUUCCGCGAUGAAGGCCCACCCACCGAAGUCGUAGAGGUGUCAACGUUUAUGCAUGCAUGUGAAGGAGAUGCAGUCACAAAACUUACAAAUGAGAAAAUUCCUUUCUUCAAUGCUCCUAUAUAUCUGAAGAACAUGACUCAAAUUGGUAAAGUUGACGAAAUAUUUGGCCCCAUUAAUGAAUCCUACUUCUCAAUUAAAAUGAUGGAAGGUAUUGUUGCUACUUCUUACUCAGCUGGUGACAAGUUUUAUAUUGACCCGAGGAAACUGUUGCCUCUUGCGAGAUUUCUUCCACAACCGAAGGGACAGCCACAGCUGCCAGAGGUGCCAGGAGGUGGCCGUGGUGGAGGCAGAGGUGGUCGUGGAGGAGGCCGUGGAAGGGGUGGCCCAAGGGGUGGGAGAGGUGGACCUCCUCGAGGUGGUGGCCGUGGGGGUGGUUUUAGGGGGAGGGGAAGAUGAGAGGAUCGUUCUGUGUAAUGUUUUUAUAGUACUUAAAUUAUUUCUCUUUCGAGAUAACAUAGGACCUUCAAUCAAAGGAUAUUCGAUGUCAGAAUUAGCCAUAUUUUUAAUUGAAUGAUUCCAUCGCGUGCUUCUUUAAUGAUGUUGAAUCUCAAAUUUCAAGUUUAUGUAGGAAAUCUCUUUAGGCAGAUAUUAUGAUGAAUUACGAACUAUUGCAAAGGAUGAAGGAAUCAAGAAACAAUUCCAUUUUU
Molecule: messenger RNA, 1037 nt
Organism: Prosopis cineraria
Lineage: Eukaryota; Viridiplantae; Streptophyta; Magnoliopsida; Fabales; Fabaceae
Product: putative H/ACA ribonucleoprotein complex subunit 1-like protein 1
Exons: 4
Coding region: 232-786 (184 amino acids)
Biological process (GO): snoRNA guided rRNA pseudouridine synthesis; ribosome biogenesis
Cellular component (GO): box H/ACA snoRNP complex
Molecular function (GO): box H/ACA snoRNA binding
Source: RefSeq, a predicted model, not a curated record